Messenger RNA from Schistosoma intercalatum, 856 nucleotides. Lineage: Eukaryota; Metazoa; Platyhelminthes; Trematoda; Strigeidida; Schistosomatidae. The record is from the annotation of a GenBank genome assembly.
AUGGCUUUAGAAGAUUUAAUCAGUCCUAUAAUCUCUAAAGAAUGCUUUUAUAAGUUUACAAAAGAAGGAGAUUUAUUUGAUGGUCCAUGUUUUAAAGCAACUAUUAGUAAGUUAUUAGGAUAUGGAAUAGUUAUUGGCUCUUCACUUGUUAAAAUUCCACAAGUAAUAAAAGUUGCAAAAUGUAAAAAUUCAUUUGGUUUGAGUAUACUUUCAAUUUUACUUGAAAUGAUCUCUUUAACAUCUGUAAGCGCUUACUCAUUUGCUAAUGGAUUCCCGUUCAGUGCUUAUGGAGAAGGAGUCUUUUUAGGUAUACAAAAUUUCCUCUUGGCUAUUAUGGCAAUAACUUGGACAUAUUCACAUAUUAAAGCUGUCCUAUUCUCUUGUGCUUAUAUAGCAUGUGUAGCUGUUCUUUUGUCUCCAACACUUCCAUUAUCAAUAUUGAUACUAUUUCAAACAGUUAAUCUUCCAAUUAUGUUAUCAUCUAAGAUUGCUCAAAUAUGGACAAAUUAUUGUAAUGGGAGUACAGGUCAAUUAUCAGCUAUUACAUUGUUCCUAUUUGCUUUAGGUUCAACUGCACGUAUAUUUACAUCAAUUCAAGAAACUGGUGAUAAUCUAAUGAUUAUAUCAUGUAUAUUAGCUAGUCUAUGUAAUUACAUAUUAAUGGGUCAAUUAGUCUAUUAUUGGAAUGUAUCAUCUGUUUCUAAAAUUGACCACCACCACCACCAACAACAACAAUAUUCAACACGAAGAGUUAAAGUGAAUUAGUUCUAUGUUCUUUUUAUUGUUACUAUGUUAUCGUUAUUCUUUUGUAUAUGGAUUUGUAAUACGAACACAUUAUUCCAUGUAUUGUUUCAAC